Anopheles coustani is the source of this 1119-nucleotide messenger RNA. RefSeq lists its product as uncharacterized. The record is from RefSeq and is a predicted model, not a curated record. The coding region runs from base 106 to 837 and encodes 243 amino acids. Gene Ontology annotation, cellular component: septate junction; membrane. NCBI's taxonomy places the organism in Eukaryota, Metazoa, Arthropoda, Insecta, Diptera, Culicidae. Gene Ontology annotation, biological process: regulation of tube size, open tracheal system; septate junction assembly. The transcript has 4 exons.
UCCACGCCCAGGUAUUGCAGUGGAUGUGUUGAUUUGUUCGAAUUAGUUAAAUUUGGGACCGAUUAUCCUUUUUCUUAGCGAAACCCAAGUGCCUUUUUCGCCGCGAUGUCUUCAACGGUGGAAAAAAAUGAAUACCCGAAAGCGUCAAAUGCGCUGGUGCUCGGAGCGGUCCUUUCAUACGUUGCGGCCGUAUUUCUGUUGAUGAGCUUUUGCUCUCCGUACUGGAUCGUGUCGUAUCCGGAGUCGUUCAGCAGCUUCAAGAAUAUGGGGCUGUGGGAGUACUGCUUCCGCGAUUUCACUUAUCCGUACUACCAGUUUCCGAAGCAGUUCAACGGAUGCCAUCACAUAUUUAGCGAGGAAUAUUAUGUGAUUAGGGAGUAUCUGCUGCCGGGAUGGCUUAUGGUGGUGCAAGGAUUCAUGACGAUUUCCUUCCUGUUCACCUUCGGCUCGUUGAUCAUUAUGGCCUGUGAGAUUGUUAGGUGGCCACUGAAGUUUGUGCUGCGUUACGAAUGGCUGCUAAGUAGCGUCUCUUUUGCCGGAAUCGCUUCAUCUUCUUUCUUCAUGUUCUUAGCCGUGGCCAUCUUCGGGGGCAACGCGUACAGACGCGAUUGGCUGAUGUACCCGAAGUUCAACGUGCUUUCGUGGUCGUAUGAGCUGGCGGUGGUUUCGUUCAUGAUUCUUGGGCUCGCUGCACUGCUGCUGUACAAGGAAUCGCGCAAAUCGUACGAAAUGCGCCGCGAGGCCAAGAAUCUGGUAAUGCAGAUGCAAAUGCACGAACCCGGGUAUCACCCAUCUCAUCACACCAGCCGAAGCCUGCACAGCGGGGGUUACAUAUAAGCUACAACGACCAACAGCAAGCUUCCGGUCCCAGAAACCAACAACGAGGAUGAAUUGUCCUGUAUUCUACCUCUCCGAUAACCUCACAAAGCUUAUGGAGAAUCUCUAUCAUAUCAUCGUAUACAUGACGCUUAUACCGCGUUACACAACAGCACUGCAUAAUCAAUUGGACUUAAAUGUGACAGGAUAAUUUACAUUUCCUUUAAAAAAAAACGUAACUAUACACACAUCUUCGAUCAGCGUGGCCUUAUUGAAACUACAUAAGUCGGUUCGUUUGAACCC